Cylindrotheca closterium is the source of this 309-nucleotide messenger RNA. The record is from the annotation of a GenBank genome assembly. Lineage: Eukaryota; Bacillariophyta; Bacillariophyceae; Bacillariales; Bacillariaceae.
AUGACCGAAGCUGCUGCCGCCCCCACCCCCAUGAACAUUGCCACCAUUUCUGCUGGAUUCGAAAAGGGAGAUUUCCUUGUCCGAGAAGAGCAAGGAAACCGCGUUUACUUUGAUUUCUUCGAAGAGGCAUUCAACUACAUUGCCAACAAGGGAUACGCUCGCAUGUCCCGAGAAGACGAAAAGCACUGGGUUGAUCUCAUGAAUGUCAUUCACGACAGUGUCAAGGGAGGCAUGAAGUACAACACUGGAACUUUGCUUAUGGUCUUGUCUAGACCUAUGGACUCCACCAAGCCCCCCAAGGCUGAGUAA